AUGGUCAGGCUGCAAGCUGCAACCGUAUCUAACAGAGUGGUGCGUAAGAGAAAAAGAAAGAGCCAGGAUGAGCAAGAUCAAGUAGGACCCGAGCCCGAGAGUAUCCAAGAUUCGACCACAAGUACCACAACAGUCCCGACCAAAACACAAGAUGGAGGCAAGAAACCGAGGCGAACGCCCAAGGCCAAAGGUGCAGCACCAAGUCUGUCCAGGAAAGGAUCUUCCAUGGUAGAGACGACCAUACCCUGGCCUGAAGAGUUUACAAAACUGUCUCAAGUCCAUCGAGCCUUAAAUCUGGUCUACACUUUCUGCUGUACGCGAAAACAUCUGGCUACCACUUUUGAGACUAUCAAGACCACGGUCGAGUCACACAUUGGUCGCGAACUGUCCAUCCAAGAUGUCGCCAAGAUCAAGGCCCUCAUACCGCGGUCCAUCAACUUCGCAUACAUCGACGAAGAUCUAUUGCAAGUGAAUCUUAUGGGCGAGCAGGAGAACUCCAAGAACAAGAGAUACGAAGGUUAUAUGGCCUCAGAACCAACAGAAGACAAGCAAGAAAAAGGAAACAAGGAGGUACUGUUGUUCGAGUACAUCGAUGGAGAUCUGAAGCGUCAAGUACAACAUACCAAGACUGGAGAACCUACAAAAGCAACGCGGAAGCUGAAAGAUGAGGACCUCAAGAUGCCCGUCUACAGUCAGAAGCAGAUGAUGAACCUGAUCGAGAAGAGAAACAACAAGUUUACCUCUGCAGUCAAUGCCUGGCUAAACGAAUGCGACGCAGAGGGUGUGGAUCCGGUAGAAAAACUGGACAUCGAGCACAACUUGAACAUUCCCGCGCCUUCGGAAAGUAGAGGAAAUACACCAACCCCCGAGAAACGAAGAGCGCUGUUGCCAAGAUCGAUUCCCGAAGAACGCAAGACCAUCCCUGAGAUCGUGUCCGAGAUCAAGACUCUGGAAUGGUACACUGGUCAAAUAGUGCCGGAUGGUCAUCGUGUCUUCGACCCGCAACCAGCUAUCUAUGGCGAUCUCAACUUUGAAUUAUCGCAGACUCUUGUCAACGCACUGUACAAUACUCGUGGUAUUACUCAGUUGUACGCGCACCAAGCGGAGGCCAUCAACAAUCUGUAUGACGGUCACAAUGUCAUCGUAUCAACAUCAACGAGUUCGGGAAAGUCUUUGAUCUACCAGAUACCUGUUCUGCAUGAACUGGAGAAAAACAACCAGGCGAGAGCUAUGUAUAUCUUUCCUACAAAGGCUCUUGCUCAAGACCAGCGGCGCAGUCUGAAAGACUUAUUACAGUACAUGGACGGACUGCAAGAUCUUGUUGUCGAGACUUUUGAUGGAGACACACAAAUGUGUGAUCGAAAUUUGAUUCGAGACGAGGGCAGCAUCAUCUUUACCAACCCUGAUAUGUUGCACAUCACGAUCCUUCCACAAGAAGAAGCUUGGAGGACUUUUCUCCAGAAUCUACGCUUCGUAGUUGUGGAUGAGUUGCACGUCUACAAUGGGCUUUUUGGAGCACAUGUAGCUCUGAUCAUGAGACGCUUGCGCAGAAUAUGUGCUGCUGUGGGCAACCGCCAUAUAAAGUUCAUCUCUUGUUCUGCCACUGUCGCAAAUCCCGAAGAGCACAUGAAGACCAUUUUCGGUGUGGAGCAGGUCAAGCUUACAGAUUUCGAUGGCUCGCCUUCUGGUAGAAAAGAAUUUCUCUGCUGGAACACUCCUUUCAAGGAUCCAGCAGAUCCGACUUCUGGUAGAGGUGACGCUUUGGCGGAAGCUGCGAAGCUCUUCUGUCAACUCAUUCUGCGAGGUGUUCGUGUGAUUGCGUUCUGCAGGGUGCGAAAACAGUGUGAAGCAUUGGUUGGCGCCGUCAAGAACGAACUGGCAUACCUUGAUAAAGCAGAGGUCAUGGCAAGAGUCAUGUCUUAUCGAGGCGGCUACGCUCCUCAAGAUCGUCGAAAGAUCGAAAAGGAGAUGUUCGAGGGCAAACUUGUCGGCAUCGUGGCAACAAGUGCACUGGAGCUGGGCAUUGAUAUCGGGUCUCUCGAUGCGGUCAUGACUUGCGGGUUCCCCUACACAAUCGCCAACCUUCGCCAGCAAAGUGGUCGAGCUGGUCGCAGGAACAAGGACUCGAUAUCUAUACUUGUCGGAGACGCCUUCCCAACAGAUCAGCACUAUAUGCAAAACCCAGACGAGAUUUUCACAAAGCCAAACUGUCAGUUACAGGUCGAUCUAGAGAACAUGCUUGUCCUUGAGGGACAUGUGCAAUGUGCGGCUAAUGAAAUGCCCAUUCAGCCCAAAGAGGAUGAAGUAUACUUUGGCAAGCUCUUGACCGAUAUUGCAGAGAACAGAAUGAGAAAGGACGAGCUUGGCUUCUUCCACACGGCUGAUCGCUUCCUUCCUCGACCUUCCACUUUCGUGGCAAUUCGCGAUACCGAGGAAGAUCACUUUGCAAUCGUCGAUAUCACGCAUGGACGCAAUGUUGUGCUUGAAGAGCUCGAAGCCUCUCGUGCGUUCUUCACGAUCUAUGAAGGAGGUAUCUACUUGCAUCAAGGUAACAAAUAUCUGGUCAAGGAAAUGUCGACAGAUAGAAUGAUGGCUCGAGUCGAGUUUGUGAGGGUAGAAUGGACAACUCAACAGCGCGAUUUUACUGAUAUUGACCCCAUCGAGACCGAAGCUAUUCGCAAGAUCUCAAAAUCGUUGUCGAGGGCAUACUAUGGGACCAUCAGAAUUACACAAGUGGUCUUUGGGUUCUUCAAAGUUGAUGCAAAGCGUCGCAUCUUAGAUGCAGUGGAAGUCGACAACCCACCCAUCACCAUUUUCAGCAAAGGCAUGUGGCUCGAUGUGCCACGCAGCGCACUGCAGAUCCUUGAGUCGAGGCGACUGAACAUGGCAGGAGCCAUCCACGCAGCCGAACACGCUUUACUCUCGCUCAUGCCAAACUUCGUCAUCAGCAUGCCCGGCGAUGUCAAGACCGAAUGCAAAAACGCACUUAAAGAGUUUCAACAGAAGGAAACCAAUCGCAAGCGACCCGCACGUCUGACUUUCUACGAUGCAAAAGGCGGUGCCGCUGGCUCUGGUAUCAGCACAAAGGCUUUUGAGUUUGUCGAUCGCUUGCUUGUACAGGCUUGCGAGCGAGUAGGCGCAUGUCACUGCGACGAAGGUUGUCUUGAAUGCUGUUGCUCGGAGCAAUGCAAAGAGGCGAAUUCAGUCAUGAGCAAAGCAGGCGCUGAAGUCAUUCUCAAGUCGUUACUGAACAGGGAGAUUGAUGUCGAUGCGCUGCCAUGGGGUCCUGAGGACGAGAAAACGCCUGCAGGUAUUGAGACUGUUGUCUUUGCGAAUGAAGUCGCGCCAGCACGAGGCAAGAGAUUUGGAGAUAUUCUUAUCAAGACUGAAGAUGGUGAAGAGGAAAAUGUUGUUAUCAUCAAGGAUGAGCCUGAGGAUUGA
Molecule: messenger RNA, 3441 nt
Organism: Aureobasidium melanogenum CBS 110374
Lineage: Eukaryota; Fungi; Ascomycota; Dothideomycetes; Dothideales; Saccotheciaceae
Product: P-loop containing nucleoside triphosphate hydrolase protein
Exons: 1
Coding region: 1-3441 (1146 amino acids)
Molecular function (GO): nucleic acid binding; ATP binding
Source: RefSeq, a predicted model, not a curated record